AUGUCGUCGUCGUCGACGAUGAUUGAGGAGCGACCGGCCAAGCGGGCCAAGAAGCAGUACUCGUGCACCGAAUGCUUCCGGAGGAAGCAAAAGUGCGAUCGGACGCAGCCGUGCAACCACUGCCGCAAGCGCGGGACCGAGGACCUCUGCCACAUCCCCACGCCUUCGCUCGCGCGCCCGACGCGGUCUAGAAGUCGCACCUCGGUCAGCAGCGACGCCAGCCUGCCGCCGCCGCCGCCCUUAUCGACGUCGCCGGAUCGCAAGGCGCUGCCAGCCCGACGGCUGGUUUCCGAAACGCGGCGGUCAGCAGCUCGCAGCCGACGACCGGACCCCAUCGCGCAGGGAGCAGCGCCGAUUCGGGCCGACCGCUUUCCCGCCCCUGCAGAACCAACGGAUGUCCCGACCUUUUCCAACGACAAGGACCGCCAGCUGGCCGCGCUGCACGACAAGGUGCACCGCCUCGAGAGCGUGCUGGAGCGCUUCAUCGAUCCGGGGCCCUCGCACCGGCCCAGCCCGUCCUUGGCGCGCUCUCCAGCAGGUCGACAUUCGCGAUCGACCUCGGUGCAGCGGCGGCAGCGUUCCGUGUCGGCUGCGCUGGGCCAUUCGGACGGCUCCGACUCGGAGCAGCCGUCGAUGAGCGGGCUGCGCCAGGACGUGCAGGGCUACGUCGACGCCGAGGUGGGCUGGCUGGGCACCUCUGCCAUCGAGUCGAUACGCAACUCGUUUGGCUUCUUUCUCGGCGACGGCGGCACCAGCGGCCAGUCGAGCUUUGCACCGCGCGCCCUCUCUUCCGUCGAGGGCGCCGCGUCGUUUUCCGCUUCCUUUUCGGCCGCAGCGGCCCUGACCAGGCCGAACGGGACCAGCCUGGGCGGCAUCCCCAUCCCAAAGGACGACAUCGCCGCCAUCCACCGCAGCCUCCCCGACCGGCAGCGAUGCCAGGAGUACGUCGACAUCUUCUUUCGCCGCUUUAACUGGUCGCGCUACAAAAUCUCCGAGGCUCCGGCGCGGCGCAAGAUUGAGCUCCUCUACGCCGCCAGCGCGCCCCAAGGCUCUGCGGCCAUCCAGCAGCUGCCCUUCAUCAGCCUGCUGCUCGGCAUCCUCGCCCUGGGCUCGCUGCGCUCUCCCGACUUUCAGCUGGUGCCAGAGGAGUCCAACAACUUCUUCUGGGCGUCGAAAAAGUGCCUGACGGCGUGCGAGAACCUGGCCGUGACCAACAUGGACUCGUGCUGGACCUAUGCCUGCCACAUCCGCUACUUGGACCUCGUCCGGGCGCCGCGGACCAGCUGGCACGCCAUGGGCGGCUGGAUCCGCCACGCCAUCGACCUCGGCCUCCAUUCCGAACACUCGGCCAAUUCGAGCGACCGCGAACGAUCCGAGGGGCGCGUCCUUUGGUCGCACAUCCUCCAGUGCGAGAGCGAGUGGUGUCUUGCCCUUGGGAGGCCGCUCUCGGUGCUCCCAGAGCGCACCAGCGGACCUUGCCACGGCGACAUGCAGGAUCUCGAUUUCGCCUUUCGAGAGUUCGUCCUCGGCCGCAAGAUUUUCAUCCCGCACCUGCAGGGCAUCGUGCGCUUCUACACGACGACGGAUCGGACGGCGUCGAGGGAAGAGAGCUACAAGCAGGUGCUGGCGCUGGACCAGUCGCUGGUCGAGGCGGCUCAGCGUCUGCCGUCGUACUUCCAGUUUCUUUCAGGCACGCAGCCGGACCGCUCCCUGGAUCGACACUUUGAGCACCUCGCCUUCUAUCGCCACAUGUUUGCGGGCAUGUUCCACUUCUACCGCAUCCUUCUCCACCGCCCCUACUUUUUGCACUGGAUCGACGAGCGGCACCCGCAGCACCCGUACCCGCGCAGCUGGAGGCUCUGCGUCGAGAGCGCGCUGGCCGAGGUGCGCAUGCGCAAGACGAUGGCGAGGGAACUGACGCCCGACGAGCAGACCCAACACUAUGGAGCUGCCUACGCUGCUUUUAGCUCGGCCAUCAUCCUCGGUUUCGGCGUGCUCCUCGAUGCCGGCGCGGGCCACUGCCUCUGCCGCGAGGAAACCAAGGAAAAGAUUGACUUCAUCGCUGAGGUGACGUACGCCAACGUGGACCUGCUCGAGGCGCGCUCUACCGACAACACGGCCAACCGGGAGCUGAGCGUGCUGUCGACGAUGUGUUCGCGGAUGCUGGCCUUUCUCGAGCCUCGAAUCGCACCGCACGUCCAUCAGGCUCGGAGCGCGGUGCGCGCCAGCUGCUCGUACGCGGAGGCGGUGCACCACAUCAAGAACGUGGUUGCCACGCUGUCGAAGCGCAGCUCGGCGGAUCGGCCGCAGGCAGAGGGCGGUCGCAGCACCCACGUCGAGGGAGGUGGGACAGUAUUGGCGGCCGCUUCGGCUGUUGGCGCCGAGCAGGGCACCGACACGUCGUCGCUCGACACGCUGGCCGCAGCGGCCGUCCCCAACUUGAGCCAGUCCUCGAACGCGGACACGACGGCGCCCGAUGGCGCUGCAAGCGGCAUGACAGCGGCGGCGGCGCCGACGGACGCAGUCGCUAUGCCCGCCACGGGUAUGGGCGCGACGACGGCGGCGACAGCGGCGACGAUGGCCGCCGCGAUGCCGCAGCAGGGCGACACGCUCGACGACUUUUUGCUCGACGUGCGGGACUGGAACAGCAUGCUGAGCGUGCUGCAGGCCGAUGCGCCAAGCCACGAGCAGCCGCUGUUUGCCGACUGGCUGCACCAGGACCCCAUGAUGUUCUGA
Molecule: messenger RNA, 2736 nt
Organism: Pseudozyma flocculosa PF-1
Lineage: Eukaryota; Fungi; Basidiomycota; Ustilaginomycetes; Ustilaginales; Ustilaginaceae
Exons: 10
Coding region: 1-2736 (911 amino acids)
Biological process (GO): regulation of DNA-templated transcription; DNA-templated transcription
Molecular function (GO): DNA-binding transcription factor activity, RNA polymerase II-specific; zinc ion binding; DNA binding
Source: RefSeq, a predicted model, not a curated record